Perkinsus marinus ATCC 50983 is the source of this 1373-nucleotide messenger RNA. RefSeq names its product Glutamate 5-kinase, putative. Gene Ontology annotation, cellular component: cytoplasm; cytosol. Gene Ontology annotation, molecular function: RNA binding; ATP binding; glutamate 5-kinase activity. The transcript is spliced from 5 exons. Lineage: Eukaryota; Perkinsozoa; Perkinsida; Perkinsidae. The record is from RefSeq and is a predicted model, not a curated record. The coding region runs from base 1 to 1254 and encodes 417 amino acids.
AUGUCAGGUAGUGACCAUGAACAUGGAUCGCAUCACAAUCAUCGGGACGAUGGAGAAGAGAAGAGGCACUUGAUUGUUCUUAAGGUUGGCACCUCGACACUGAUGAAGCCCUGCCACACUGUGAAUAUGGCCAACAUGGGAGGCUUAGUGGACCUUGUGGCUAGCAUUAUGCGGUUGCCAGGAUAUCAAGUUAUCAUAGUCACAUCCGCUGCUGUCGGCUUCGGCUGCCUCAAGCUGAACUUAGCGACCCGUCCCAGGUCUGAUCAACUCUCGUUGAAGCAGGCAGUGGCAGCUGCCGGUCAGUCCCUGUUGAUAAGGCUCUAUGAGGACCUCUUCAAUGCUUACAACCUCAAGGUCGCACAGAUCCUGCUAUCCCGGUCCGACUUCUCGGCGAAGGACCGUUUUAGGAACUUCCGAAAUGCAGCGAAUGAGCUCCUCAACAUGGGCGUUAUUCCUAUCAUAAACGAGAACGAUUGUAUAUGCGUGGAUGAGCUCCGAUUUGGCGACAACGACACACUAUCUGCAUUAGUUGCAGUGAGUUGUAAUGCGGAUAAGCUGUUCCUCCUCACUGACGUCGAUUGCCUGUACGAUAAGAAUCCACACGAGUUCCCCGAUGCCAAACCCAUAAGGGAGCUGACUAGUGUUGAUCUCGCUAAGUUGGAUGUUGAAGUUGCGGGAGACAGUCAAUGGGGCACCGGUGGUAUGGCUACCAAGUUAGUGGCGGCUAGGACUGCUGUUGCUGCUGGAAUCGAGUGUAUUCUCACGCAUGGUGCCAAGCCCAAUAAGGUACUGGAAUAUCUCCGAGACGGAUCCGAGAAGGAGCUGAUGACAGUCUUCAGAGUGGCUUCCGAUAAUAUUCAGUUCGCAGUAUCGAAGAUGACCUGGAGGCGACGCUGGAUGCUGGGCCUUGAGACAAGAGGAGUUAUCAAACUGGAUAAGGGGGCAGCCGAUGCUAUAAGGAAAAAGAAGAGCCUCUUUGCGGCGGGCAUCAUAGAAGUCACGGGGAGCUUUCAUCGUGAUGACUGCGUGUCGCUUGUGGACGGCGAGACCGGCGAGGAAAUAGCCCGAGCCCUCGUGAAUCUUCGGGACUUCGAAGUGAAGAAAAUUAUGGGCCAUAGAUCUUCUGAAUAUGCGGAAUUGUUGGGCUGUGUUGUAGCACCGGAAGUUGCGUAUCGUGAGAACAUAAUACUCACUACAGGGGCCCUUGCGGUUUUCGAAAGCGAGCCGGAGGACUCGGAUCAACCCUCGGUCUAAUGCUGAAGGAUGCCCUGUGGAAAAGUCCUGAGAAUGCCAUACAAGGCGCGUCCUUAGCUGCCGAAGUGUCAAGCUGAUCCCUCAUUGUUGGAUACAUUCUGUCCAUCUCUAACUGGUGA